Molecule: messenger RNA, 12603 nt
Organism: Vanderwaltozyma polyspora DSM 70294
Lineage: Eukaryota; Fungi; Ascomycota; Saccharomycetes; Saccharomycetales; Saccharomycetaceae
Exons: 1
Biological process (GO): flocculation
Source: RefSeq, a predicted model, not a curated record
AUGAUAGACUUCAAGUUAAUUAAUUUAGCAAAAAGCUUAUGCUUUUUAUUAUUAUUUCAAGCAUCAUUGAUUGAUGCAAAAGGAUCUAACUACUAUUACUAUAAUACUGAAACUUACGUUGAAGGUACUGCUGAAGUUACAUAUUCAACUUCUUCAACUAAAUAUGGUGGUGGUAUCUUUGGCGGUACCACUACUGAUUACUAUUACUGGAUUUAUACUCCAAAAAUUGAUACCAUUCAGUACUCUACUAUUGGAACCAAUGUUGAUUCAAUUUAUACUGAUGAGGUAAUUACUACGACUACUUUUGUAAAUUGGGGUACAACCAUCACUUACUAUUUAAUAUAUACUCCAUUAAUAACAAAAACUACUACUACAACAUUUCUAACUGAAAUCUCUGAGUCAACAAAAUAUACUAUUUCAACAGUGCUAACGACUUAUGUUGGAGAAGAUGGUAUAGGUACCACAGAAACUACUUAUGUUAUUGCAGCUGCUAGUAACCUUUUUUUUACAACUGUUUACUAUACUGAUUUCUUGAAGCCUUAUCAGGACACAUUUGUUACAAGCUACUCAACUUACUUAGGUAGUGACAAUUCAGAAACAAUUAUGACUAUUUAUCAUGUAUCUGGUACCGUUCCUUAUGUAAGUGCCUCUUUUAUACCUUGGUUUAGCACUUUCACUAGUGUUACUAGAACUGACUAUCAAACUUACACCGAAUUAGAUGGUUCUAUCCAGACGUUGACAAUAAUUGUGCUAUAUGUUCCUAAAACUUUUAGUGAGGUGUUCAUUACAAAACAAGGUACUGAUCAAGGUAUAUAUACAAUUACUACAACAUACUCGAUAGCUCGUACUACACAUGUAGGUGAAGAUUACAUCGGGACAAUUGUGUACACUUACUAUGUUCAAAUUCCAUUCAACGCAGACUUAAAAACUUUUACUACUAUAAGUUUUUUUUCGGGUUCUGAAAGAACAACAUUUUCAACCACUUUUAUAACCGGUGUUGGUGACGACUAUUCCACAACUGUCACUACAAUUUACUUAAUAGCUAUACCAUCGAACUUAGUUUAUAUAACUACGACAGAACCAUGGUCUGCUGAUUACGAUACCACCCAGAUUUAUGAAACGUUAACUACUGGUACUGAUGGUGAAACAACAACCCAAACUAUUUACUAUGUUCACACAUACAGAAGACCUGGUGUAACAGUGACAUCACCUUGGACAGGUACUUAUACAACGUAUUACUCAACUUCUGUAUACGUUUCAAAGAAAAACACUACGACAUAUUACUAUUUAUAUAUACCAUAUUAUACCACUGUCUCCAGAACAACAUCUCCUGGCCCAAGUUCUGCGACUUAUACUUUUAGCACUUCAUUGUUUUCUUUCACAGAUGUCGAUGGUAAUGUCACAACUGAGACUAUUUUCUAUGUUCAGACUCCUAGUCGUAUUUCAGAGCAAACUUAUUCCACUAAAAGUGCUUUCCCUGGAUUGGUAACAUCCACGUACUCGUCUAUUGUGAGAACUAUAACUGAUCAAGAGGGUAAUGAAACUACAGAGACAACCUACUGGGUGGCUAUUCCAACUGAUUUAUAUAAAACGACAACUUCACAAGAAUGGACUGGUCAGUACACAUUAACUUGGUCUAUUGGUAGUACUACUAUUGAAGGUACAGAUGGAUUUAGUACGACUAAAACUGUUUAUUUUGUAGAAUAUCCAAGAGGAAAAGGUAUUUAUACUACCACUUGGUGGACUGGAACUUAUACAACAGUCUAUUCAACGGGUACCACAAGAAAGUGGGGUUGGCAAGGUAUUAUAUACGCGCGUCGUAAAACUUCUGUAUUUUAUGUCCGUACCCCUAUUCAUGCUACAACUUUCACUAGUUAUAUUCGUCCAUGGGAUUCUACUUUCACUACAACUUCUUUCUAUUAUACUACCAUAAGAGGUGUAGAUAAUGAAGAUACAACUGAAACUGUGUAUUAUAUUUUCACACCAGCAGCUACAAUCACCACAACUCGUUAUUCACAAGGUACCGUAUCGGGCACACAAACUUUGACAUAUUCUACAUUAACAACAAAAUUGGGUAACACCUACUACUUUUCCUAUCAAAUUAUUUAUUUUGUGAUACUUCCGCUAAACCCACAAUUUUCAACCAGCUUAACUGAAUGGCAUGAUGACUACGUCUCAACAUUUUCAACUCAAAAAACUGUAUAUACAGGAAAGGACGGUAUAGCAACCACAGUAACUAUAUACGUUGUUCACACACCUCAUUUGAGCGCACAGUAUAGCUAUAUUCCUUGGACAGGGACUUUUAGCAAUACCAUUUUAACUACUAUUUAUACGAAUUUGGAAGAAAACUUCAAUUUUGUGGCAUAUUGGACAAAAACAGUUUACCUUGUCGAGACCCCAAUUCGUAGAUCAACUUCUAUUACAAAAUCAUGGUGGACUGGAGAUUAUACUACGACCGUAUCUACCACUAUUUUUACUACUACCGAUUUUGAAGGAAAUGAAACUACCGAAACAAUCUAUUUAAUCAAUACUCCUACAAGGGUCACAACUACUACCAUUUACUUUGCAAAUGAGGACAACGCCACUAGUACUUUCUCCACAGACUUAACCACAUUUACAGGAAAAGAUGGAGAAGAAACUACAGAGACAAUAUUCUAUGUUGCUGUACCAACUACCGCAGCCUAUACUACUGUAUUUACUGAUUGGACUGGUAGCUUCAUUACCCAAUACUCAACUUCUGUUUCGACUGAUGGUAAGACACUGGUGACAAUAUUUUACAUAGCUACUCCAUUCGAUGCUGGUAUAAUUUCAUAUGUUCCUUGGGAAAAUGAUUUCACCUCAACAGUUUAUACUGAAACAAUUACUAGUUAUGGGUUUUCAGAAACCUUCUUUGGAGAAUGGGAAAAAGUUAUUUAUUAUGUGCAAACUCCAAUUCGUGGAUCUACUACUAAAAAUGUCACUCCUUGGGGUAACUCACAAUCUUCAACUUAUUUUACCAUACUAACAACUACAACUGAUGACAAUGGCAAUGAAACAACAGUUACAAUCUAUUAUGUUUUCACACCAGUUCGUUAUCAUACUUCAACACAAUAUUCUGGUUGGGACAAUGAUUAUACAAACUAUUACUCUACAUUAAUAACUACUAUAAUUGGUGAAGAUGGAGAAGCUACAACUGAAACCAUUUAUUUUGUUCAAACACCUUUCAGAUAUACUACACUUACAACUUAUAUUGACGGUGAAAAUUCUUUUACUACUACUGUAUCAACUUAUAUCACAAUCGAAACAAAUGAUUCAGGUGAAGAAGUUACAUCAACCGUUUAUGUAGUCGAGACCCCAGAUGAAACAACUAUGACUUCUACAUCAGAAAUUUGGACGAAUAGUUCCUCAUCAAUUAUACAAGAUUUAUCAUCAAUCAGCUAUAAUGGUACAUCGGGAGAACCAAUUUAUACCUCUAGUGAGUUCGAAAAUGGUACCACAACUGAAAGUACAGGAUACUCAAACUCAUUUAACACUUCCAUAUCAGAAUUCACAUCUUACUAUUCAGAUUUAUCAUCAAUCAGCUUUAAUGGUACAUCGGGAGAACCAAUUUAUACCUCUAGUGAGUUCGAAAAUGGUACCACAACUGAAAGUACAGAAUACUCAAACUCAUUUAACACUUCCAUAUCAGAAUUCACAUCUUACUAUUCAGAUUUAUCAUCAAUCAGCUUUAAUGGUACAUCGGGAGAACCAAUUUAUACCUCUAGUGAGUUCGAAAAUGGUACCACAACUGAAAGUACAGAAUACUCAAACUCAUUUAACACUUCCAUAUCAGAAUUCACAUCUUACUAUUCAGAUUUAUCAUCAAUCAGCUUUAAUGGUACAUCGGAAGAACCAAUUAAUACCUCUAGUGAGUUCGGAAAUACUACGCUAAGUGUGACUACUGCUUACGAAACUUCUAACAAUUCUACCAUAUUCACUGAAACAGAAUCAUCACAUUCGGUAACAAUCCCAAAUAUAUCAAAUAAUAUUACAUCAAUUGAAUCCACUAACACAUUCAACAAUACCAGUGAAGAAGAAUUGACUACUUCUACUUACACUUCCACCGACUCUGAAGGUAAUGUUACCACCGGUACCACUACCUACCCAGUCUCCCACACCAGUGAAGAAGAAUUGACUACUUCUACUUACACUUCCACCGACUCUGAAGGUAAUGUUACCACCGGUACCACUACCUACCCAGUCUCCCACACCAGUGAAGAAGAAUUGACUACUUCUACUUACACUUCCACCGACUCUGAAGGUAAUGUUACCACCGGUACCACUACCUACCCAGUCUCCCACACCACUGAAGAAGAAUUGACUACUUCUACUUACACUUCCACCGACUCUGAAGGUAAUGUUACCACCGGUACCACUACCUACCCAGUCUCCCACACCACUGAAGAAGAAUUGACUACUUCUACUUACACUUCCACCGACUCUGAAGGUAAUGUUACCACCGGUACCACUACCUACCCAGUCUCCCACACCAGUGAAGAAGAAUUGACUACUUCUACUUACACUUCCACCGACUCUGAAGGUAAUGUUACCACCGGUACCACUACCUACCCAGUCUCCCACACCAGUGAAGAAGAAUUGACUACUUCUACUUACACUUCCACCGACUCUGAAGGUAAUGUUACCACCGGUACCACUACCUACCCAGUCUCCCACACCAGUGAAGAAGAAUUGACUACUUCUACUUACACUUCCACCGACUCUGAAGGUAAUGUUACCACCGGUACCACUACCUACCCAGUCUCCCACACCACUGAAGAAGAAUUGACUACUUCUACUUACACUUCCACCGACUCUGAAGGUAAUGUUACCACCGGUACCACUACCUACCCAGUCUCCCACACCACUGAAGAAGAAUUGACUACUUCUACUUACACUUCCACCGACUCUGAAGGUAAUGUUACCACCGGUACCACUACCUACCCAGUCUCCCACACCACUGAAGAAGAAUUGACUACUUCUACUUACACUUCCACCGACUCUGAAGGUAAUGUUACCACCGGUACCACUACCUACCCAGUCUCCCACACCACUGAAGAAGAAUUGACUACUUCUACUUACACUUCCACCGACUCUGAAGGUAAUGUUACCACCGGUACCACUACCUACCCAGUCUCCCACACCAGUGAAGAAGAAUUGACUACUUCUACUUACACUUCCACCGACUCUGAAGGUAAUGUUACCACCGGUACCACUACCUACCCAGUCUCUCACACCAGUGAAGAAGAAUUGACUACUUCUACUUACACUUCCACCGACUCUGAAGGUAAUGUUACCACCGGUACCACUACCUACCCAGUCUCUCACACCAGUGAAGAAGAAUUGACUACUUCUACUUACACUUCCACCGACUCUGAAGGUAAUGUUACCACCGGUACCACUACCUACCCAGUCUCUCACACUUCUGAAGAAGAAUUGACUACUUCUACUUACACUUCCACCGACUCUGAAGGUAAUGUUACCACCGGUACCACUACCUACCCAGUCUCUCACACCAGUGAAGAAGAAUUGACUACUUCUACUUACACUUCCACUGACUCUGAAGGUAAUGUUACCACCGGUACCACUACCUACCCAGUCUCUCACACUUCUGAAGAAGAAUUGACUACUUCUACUUACACUUCCACUGACUCUGAAGGUAAUGUUACCACCGGUACCACUACCUACCCAGUCUCUCACACCAGUGAAGAAGAAGUCACCACUUCUACUUACACUUCUACCGAUUCUGAAGGUAAUGUUACCACCGGUACCACUACCUACCCAGUCUCUCACACCAGUGAAGAAGAAUUGACUACUUCUACUUACACUUCCACCGACUCUGAAGGUAAUGUUACCACCGGUACCACUACCUACCCAGUCUCUCACACCAGUGAAGAAGAAUUGACUACUUCUACUUACACUUCCACCGACUCUGAAGGUAAUGUUACCACCGGUACCACUACCUACCCAGUCUCUCACACCAGUGAAGAAGAAGUCACCACUUCUACUUACACUUCCACCGACUCUGAAGGUAAUGUUACCACCGGUACCACUACCUACCCAGUCUCUCACACUUCUGAAGAAGAAGUCACCACUUCUACUUACACUUCCACCGACUCUGAAGGCAAUGUUACCACCGGUACCACUACCUACCCAGUCUCUCACACUUCUGAAGAAGAAUUGACUACUUCUACUUACACUUCCACUGACUCUGAAGGUAAUGUUACCACCGGAACCACUACCUACCCAGUCUCUCACACCAGUGAAGAAGAAUUGACUACUUCUACUUACACUUCCACCGACUCUGAAGGUAAUGUUACCACCGGUACCACUACCUACCCAGUCUCUCACACUUCUGAAGAAGAAGUCACCACUUCUACUUACACUUCCACCGACUCUGAAGGUAAUGUUACCACCGGUACCACUACCUACCCAGUCUCUCACACUUCUGAAGAAGAAGUCACCACUUCUACUUACACUUCCACCGACUCUGAAGGUAAUGUUACCACCGGUACCACUACCUACCCAGUCUCUCACACCAGUGAAGAAGAAUUGACUACUUCUACUUACACUUCCACUGACUCUGAAGGUAAUGUUACCACCGGUACCACUACCUACCCAGUCUCUCACACCAGUGAAGAAGAAAUCACCACUUCUACUUACAGUUCCACCGACUCUGAAGGUAAUGUUACCACCGGUACCACUACCUACCCAGUCUCUCACACCAGUGAAGAAGAAUUGACUACUUCUACUUACACUUCCACCGACUCUGAAGGUAAUGUUACCACCGGUACCACUACCUACCCAGUCUCUCACACCAGUGAAGAAGAAGUCACCACUUCUACUUACACUUCCACCGACUCUGAAGGUAAUGUUACCACCGGUACCACUACCUACCCAGUCUCUCACACCAGUGAAGAAGAAGUCACCACUUCUACUUACACUUCCACCGACUCUGAAGGUAAUGUUACCACCGGUACCACUACCUACCCAGUCUCUCACACCAGUGAAGAAGAAUUGACUACUUCUACUUACACUUCCACCGACUCUGAAGGCAAUGUUACCACCGGUACCACUACCUACCCAGUCUCUCACACCAGUGAAGAAGAAUUGACUACUUCUACUUACACUUCCACCGACUCUGAAGGUAAUGUUACCACCGGUACCACUACCUACCCAGUCUCUCACACCAGUGAAGAAGAAGUCACCACUUCUACUUACACUUCCACCGACUCUGAAGGUAAUGUUACCACCGGUACCACUACCUACCCAGUCUCUCACACUUCUGAAGAAGAAGUCACCACUUCUACUUACACUUCCACUGACUCUGAAGGUAAUGUUACCACCGGCACCACUACCUACCCAGUCUCUCACACUUCUGAAGAAGAAUUGACUACUUCUACUUACACUUCCACUGACUCUGAAGGUAAUGUUACCACCGGAACCACUACCUACCCAGUCUCUCACACUUCUGAAGAAGAAGUCACCACUUCUACUUACACUUCCACCGACUCUGAAGGUAAUGUUACCACCGGUACCACUACCUACCCAGUCUCUCACACCAGUGAAGAAGAAGUCACCACUUCUACUUACACUUCCACCGACUCUGAAGGUAAUGUUACCACCGGUACCACUACCUACCCAGUCUCUCACACCAGUGAAGAAGAAUUGACUACUUCUACUUACACUUCCACCGACUCUGAAGGUAAUGUUACCACCGGUACCACUACCUACCCAGUCUCUCACACUUCUGAAGAAGAAGUCACCACUUCUACUUACACUUCCACCGACUCUGAAGGUAAUGUUACCACCGGUACCACUACCUACCCAGUCUCUCACACCAGUGAAGAAGAAUUGACUACUUCUACUUACACUUCCACUGACUCUGAAGGUAAUGUUACCACCGGUACCACUACCUACCCAGUCUCUCACACCAGUGAAGAAGAAGUCACCACUUCUACUUACACUUCCACCGACUCUGAAGGUAAUGUUACCACCGGUACCACUACCUACCCAGUCUCUCACACCAGUGAAGAAGAAGUCACCACUUCUACUUACACUUCCACCGACUCUGAAGGUAAUGUUACCACCGGUACCACUACCUACCCAGUCUCUCACACCAGUGAAGAAGAAUUGACUACUUCUACUUACACUUCCACCGACUCUGAAGGUAAUGUUACCACCGGUACCACUACCUACCCAGUCUCUCACACCAGUGAAGAAGAAGUCACCACUUCUACUUACACUUCCACUGACUCUGAAGGUAAUGUUACCACCGGUACCACUACCUACCCAGUCUCUCACACCAGUGAAGAAGAAUUGACUACUUCUACUUACACUUCCACCGACUCUGAAGGCAAUGUUACCACCGGUACCACUACCUACCCAGUCUCUCACACCAGUGAAGAAGAAUUGACUACUUCUACUUACAUUUCCACCGACUCUGAAGGUAAUGUUACCACCGGUACCACUACCUACCCAGUCUCUCACACCAGUGAAGAAGAAUUGACUACUUCUACUUACACUUCCACCGACUCUGAAGGUAAUGUUACCACCGGUACCACUACCUACCCAGUCUCUCACACUUCUGAAGAAGAAGUCACCACUUCUACUUACACUUCCACCGACUCUGAAGGUAAUGUUACCACCGGUACCACUACCUACCCAGUCUCUCACACUUCUGAAGAAGAAGUCACCACUUCUACUUACACUUCCACCGACUCUGAAGGUAAUGUUACCACCGGUACCACUACCUACCCAGUCUCUCACACCAGUGAAGAAGAAGUCACCACUUCUACUUACACUUCCACCGACUCUGAAGGUAAUGUUACCACCGGUACCACUACCUACCCAGUCUCUCACACCAGUGAAGAAGAAUUGACUACUUCUACUUACACUUCCACCGACUCUGAAGGUAAUGUUACCACCGGUACCACUACCUACCCAGUCUCUCACACCAGUGAAGAAGAAUUGACUACUUCUACUUACACUUCCACCGACUCUGAAGGUAAUGUUACCACCGGUACCACUACCUACCCAGUCUCUCACACCAGUGAAGAAGAAUUGACUACUUCUACUUACACUUCCACCGACUCUGAAGGUAAUGUUACCACCGGUACCACUACCUACCCAGUCUCUCACACCAGUGAAGAAGAAUUGACUACUUCUACUUACACUUCCACCGACUCUGAAGGUAAUGUUACCACCGGUACCACUACCUACCCAGUCUCUCACACUUCUGAAGAAGAAUUGACUACUUCUACUUACACUUCCACCGACUCUGAAGGUAAUGUUACCACCGGUACCACUACCUACCCAGUCUCUCACACCAGUGAAGAAGAAUUGACUACUUCUACUUACACUUCCACUGACUCUGAAGGUAAUGUUACCACCGGUACCACUACCUACCCAGUCUCUCACACUUCUGAAGAAGAAUUGACUACUUCUACUUACACUUCCACUGACUCUGAAGGUAAUGUUACCACCGGUACCACUACCUACCCAGUCUCUCACACCAGUGAAGAAGAAGUCACCACUUCUACUUACACUUCCACCGACUCUGAAGGUAAUGUUACCACCGGUACCACUACCUACCCAGUCUCUCACACCAGUGAAGAAGAAUUGACUACUUCUACUUACACUUCCACCGACUCUGAAGGUAAUGUUACCACCGGUACCACUACCUACCCAGUCUCUCACGCUUCUGAAGAAGAAGUCACCACUUCUACUUACACUUCCACCGACUCUGAAGGUAAUGUUACCACCGGUACCACUACCUACCCAGUCUCUCACACCAGUGAAGAAGAAUUGACUACUUCUACUUACACUUCCACCGACUCUGAAGGUAAUGUUACCACCGGUACCACUACCUACCCAGUCUCUCACACUUCUGAAGAAGAAGUCACCACUUCUACUUACACUUCCACCGACUCUGAAGGUAAUGUUACCACCGGUACCACUACCUACCCAGUCUCUCACACCAGUGAAGAAGAAGUCACCACUUCUACUUACACUUCCACCGACUCUGAAGGUAAUGUUACCACCGGUACCACUACCUACCCAGUCUCUCACACCAGUGAAGAAGAAUUGACUACUUCUACUUACACUUCCACCGACUCUGAAGGUAAUGUUACCACCGGUACCACUACCUACCCAGUCUCUCACACCAGUGAAGAAGAAUUGACUACUUCUACUUACACUUCCACCGACUCUGAAGGUAAUGUUACCACCGGUACCACUACCUACCCAGUCUCUCACACCAGUGAAGAAGAAGUCACCACUUCUACUUACACUUCCACCGACUCUGAAGGUAAUGUUACCACCGGUACCACUACCUACCCAGUCUCUCACACCAGUGAAGAAGAAGUCACCACUUCUACUUACACUUCCACCGACUCUGAAGGUAAUGUUACCACCGGUACCACUACCUACCCAGUCUCUCACACCAGUGAAGAAGAAUUGACUACUUCUACUUACACUUCCACCGACUCUGAAGGUAAUGUUACCACCGGUACCACUACCUACCCAGUCUCUCACACCAGUGAAGAAGAAUUGACUACUUCUACUUACACUUCCACCGACUCUGAAGGUAAUGUUACCACCGGUACCACUACCUACCCAGUCUCUCACACCAGUGAAGAAGAAGUCACCACUUCUACUUACACUUCCACCGACUCUGAAGGUAAUGUUACCACCGGUACCACUACCUACCCAGUCUCUCACACCAGUGAAGAAGAAUUGACUACUUCUACUUACACUUCCACCGACUCUGAAGGUAAUGUUACCACCGGUACCACUACCUACCCAGUCUCUCACACCAGUGAAGAAGAAUUGACUACUUCUACUUACACUUCCACCGACUCUGAAGGUAAUGUUACCACCGGUACCACUACCUACCCAGUCUCUCACACUUCUGAAGAAGAAGUCACCACUUCUACUUACACUUCCACCGACUCUGAAGGUAAUGUUACCACCGGUACCACUACCUACCCAGUCUCUCACACUUUUGAAGAAGAAGUCACCACUUCUACUUACACUUCCACCGACUCUGAAGGUAAUGUUACCACCGGUACCACUACCUACCCAGUCUCUCACACCAGUGAAGAAGAAUUGACUACUUCUACUUACACUUCCACUGACUCUGAAGGUAAUGUUACCACCGGUACCACUACCUACCCAGUCUCUCACACCAGUGAAGAAGAAUUGACUACUUCUACUUACACUUCCACUGACUCUGAAGGUAAUGUUACCACCGGUACCACUACCUACCCAGUCUCUCACACCAGUGAAGAAGAAUUGACUACUUCUACUUACACUUCCACCGACUCUGAAGGUAAUGUUACCACCGGUACCACUACCUACCCAGUCUCUCACACCAGUGAAGAAGAAUUGACUACUUCUACUUACACUUCCACUGACUCUGAAGGUAAUGUUACCACCGGUACCACUACCUACCCAGUCUCUCACACCAGUGAAGAAGAAGUCACCACUUCUACCUACACUUCCACCGACUCUGAAGGUAAUGUUACCACUGGUACCACUACCUACCCAGUCUCUCACACCAGUGAAGAAGAAGUCACCACUUCUACUUACACUUCCACCGACUCUGAAGGUAAUGUUACCACCGGUACCACUACCUACCCAGUCUCUCACACCAGUGAAGAAGAAGUCACCACUUCUACUUACACUUCCACCGACUCUGAAGGUAAUGUUACCACUGGUACCACUACCUACCCAGUCUCUCACACCAGUGAAGAAGAAUUGACUACUUCUACUUACACUUCCACCGACUCUGAAGGUAAUGUUACCACCGGUACCACUACCUACCCAGUCUCUCACACUUCUGAAGAAGAAGUCACCACUUCUACUUACACUUCCACCGACUCUGAAGGUAAUGUUACCACCGGUACCACUACCUACCCAGUCUCUCACACCAGUGAAGAAGAAUUGACUACUUCUACUUACACUUCCACCGACUCUGAAGGUAAUGUUACCACCGGUACCACUACCUACCCAGUCUCCCACACCAGUGAAGAAGAAGUCACCACUUCUACUUACACUUCCACCGACUCUGAAGGUAAUGUUACCACCGGUACCACCACCUACCCAGUCUCUCACACCAGUGAAGAAGAAGUCACCACUUCUACUUACACUUCCACCGACUCUGAAGGUAAUGUUACCACCGGUACCACCACCUACCCAGUCUCUCACACUUCUGAAGAAGAAUUGACUACUUCUACUUACACUUCCACCGACUCUGAAGGUAAUAUUACCACCGGUACCACCACCUACCCAGUCUCCCACACCAGUGAAGAAGAAGUCACCACUUCUACUUACACUUCCACCGACUCUGAAGGUAAUGUUACCACCGGUACUACUACCUACCCAGUUUCUCACACCAGUGAAGAAGAAGUAACCACUUCUACUUACACUUCCACCGACUCUGAAGGUAAUGUUACCACCGGUACCACCACCUACCCAGUCUCUCACACCAGUGAAGAAGAAUUGACUACUUCUACUUACACUUCCACCGACUCUGAAGGUAAUGUUACCACCGGUACCACCACCUACCCAGUCUCUCACACCAGG